Messenger RNA from Entamoeba invadens IP1, 933 nucleotides. RefSeq names its product mitogen-activated protein kinase organizer, putative. The transcript is spliced from 4 exons. Gene Ontology annotation, molecular function: protein binding. Bases 1 to 933 code for a protein of 310 amino acids. The record is from RefSeq and is a predicted model, not a curated record. Gene Ontology annotation, cellular component: catalytic step 2 spliceosome. NCBI's taxonomy places the organism in Eukaryota, Evosea, Mastigamoebida, Endamoebidae. Gene Ontology annotation, biological process: mRNA splicing, via spliceosome.
AUGAAAAGUGUGAAUUCUUUCGAAGGAAGCAAACAACCAAUUUAUUGUGUCAAAUAUACUCAAAACGGAAAAUACAUUUUGAGUGGAGGAGAAGAUAGAAGUAUUAAGCUAUGGAAUGCAGAGUCGUUUAAAAUGAUUCAAACGUAUAAUUCUCCAUGUAGAGAAGUCCUUGAUUUUGUAAUUACUCGAGACAAUGGGAAAGUUGGAUGUGGAGGGAAUGAAGGGUGUGUGUAUAUGAUAGAUUUAGCGUCUUCAAAUAUUGUUCGAAAGUAUGGAGAACACGGUGGAAGAGUUAAUUGCGUCAGUUUUAAUGAAGAAGAGAAUGUACUUUUAAGUGGAUCAUAUGAUAUGAAAGUAUACAUGUUUGAUUUAAUAGGAAGACAAAACACUCCAAUAUUUACGUUUUGUGAAGCGAAAGAUGCAAUAGAGUCGAUUCAAGUCGUACAAGAAUUAGUAUAUACAAUAUCCGUGGAUGGCUGUUUAAGGUGUUAUGAUCUUCGCAAAGGACUCCUUACUACUGAUAACAUUAAUAAGCCACUUACAGGUAUAAGUAUAAUCAACAAUAAAACAUUGGCCCUUUCAAGUUCGUUUGAUUCGACAAUAACUAUUUUCAAUCGGGCACUUGUUAAAACAGAAAAGGUGUUGAAGUCCCACGUUAACAAAAAAUUCAAAAUUCCAAAUGUGACUUCUAUGGACAAAACAAUAAUUUUUACGGGAGAUGAAGAAGGGUAUUUAGUCGAAUAUUUUUUGCCAACAUGUAUCAUAUACUCCAGUUUGUGCUGUGUCAUCCAGCACAACAUCAACGGUAAUAGCAUUCGGGACUCAAGAUGGCAAAAUUGGAGUAAUUUCUUAUUAAUUUUUAGUACCAUUUUUAAUACAAAAUUUUGUACCAAUUAUCCUUUUCUAAUCCCAUUUUUAUAUAUUUAUUUAUAA